AGACGUCUUCGGCUCAGACUGCAACCAGAUCAGCUAUGGCAGAGCUUGAGGAGGAGGAAACCGUGGCCGCGGCGCCGGAGCCAGAGGAGGAGGUCACUGACCUCAAUGGCGCGGUGCGAGGUGUCCUGAAGCGUGCGCUCAUGGUGGAUGGCGUCAUCCGAGGCCUGCACGAGGUGGCCAAGCAUGUGGAAGCCUGCAAGGCUCAAGUGGUCUUCCUGGCUGAGUCCUGCAACGAGGCAACAUACAAGAAGCUGAUCCAGGGCUUGUGCAUCGAGAAGAAUGUCCCUGUGGUUGAUGUGCCCGACAACAAGAGCCUGGGCGAGUGGGCUGGCCUUUGCAAGAUCGACAAGGAUGGGCUGCCCCGGAAGGUGGUGGGCACCAGCUGUGUGGCCGUCGUGGACUUCGGCGAAGAGGGCGAGGCCUACAACUACUUGAUGAAGCACUUGGGAAAGUAAAGACUGCGCGAAGCGGCCAAAGCCUUGAGCCAAGCACGAGUCAAGUGCGCGACGGAAAGAUGGCC
Molecule: messenger RNA, 520 nt
Organism: Durusdinium trenchii
Lineage: Eukaryota; Dinophyceae; Suessiales; Symbiodiniaceae
Source: the annotation of a GenBank genome assembly